Molecule: messenger RNA, 1005 nt
Organism: Linum tenue
Lineage: Eukaryota; Viridiplantae; Streptophyta; Magnoliopsida; Malpighiales; Linaceae
Source: the annotation of a GenBank genome assembly
AUGAGUACCGAAACCAACAACAACUACAAAUACUCGCCCGUCUGCGUGACGGGAGCCAACGGGUUCAUCGGGUCGUGGAUAGUCCGAACCCUCCUCGAAUCGGGCUACACCCGAAUCCACGCCGCCAUCUACCCUGGCUCCGACGCCACCCACCUCUUCCAACUCCCCGGCGCCGCCACCGACCACCGCCUCACGAUCUUCGAGGCCGACCUCCUCGACCAGCCGGCGCUAUCAAAGGCAAUCGCCGGCUGCCGCGGCCUCUUCCACGUCGCUUCCCCUUGCUCCCUCGAAGACCCCGCCGAUCCCGACCGCGAUCUCCUCCUCCCCGCCGUCCAGGGCACCCUCAACGCCCUUCAAGCCGCCGUCGAUUCGAAUCUCACCCGCGUCGUCCUCACGUCGUCGAUCUCCGCCUUCGUUCCGAACCCUAAUUGGCCCUCCGGCAAAGUCUUCGACGAAUCCUCGUGGACCGAUUUCGACUACUGCAAGUCCCGAAAGAAAUGGUAUCCGGUGUCGAAGACGCUGGCGGAGAGAGCUGCCUGGGAGUUUGCGGAGAAGAAUGGGAUCGAUUUGGUUGCGAUCCAUCCGGCGACGUGCUUGGGGCCAUUGUUGCAGCCGGGAUUGAAUGCAAGCACCGCUGUGUUGAAGCAGCUGCUGGAAGGAGCUAGAGACACACAGGAGUAUCACUGGUUGGGAGCUGUUCAUGUUAGAGAUGUGGCCAAGGCACAGGUUUUGCUCUAUGAGACUCCUGCGGCUUCUGGUAGAUACCUCUGCACCAAUGGCAUCUACCAAUUUCGAGACUUUGCUGACAGGGUUUCCAAGCUUUUCCCUGAAUUCCCUGUUUACAGGUUCACUGAAGAGACCCAGCCUGGUCUGGUUGAAUGUGAUGGUGCUGCUAAGAGACUGAUUGAUCUGGGGCUGGAGUUCACCCCGGUGGAAGAUGCUGUUCGAGAAACGGUCGAAAGUCUGAGAGCUAGAGGCUUGAUUGCUGUACCAACUCAGUCUUAG